AUGGGUAAGCUCCCCGUUGAGGGGGCGGGGAGGGGAGGAGCAAGGCGUGUUAGCCGGCUGGGGAGCCGAGCCCUGCCUACGCGAGGCGCAGCGCUAGGAAGCGCGGCCACGUCGUUGUCGGCUUCGGACGAAAAGACUCGGAGAGCUUCAAAGCGCACGCCACCCUUGACCAAGGGAUCCCUUCCUGCGGCAGUCUCCACCCCUGGCCUUGGCGAAGGCAGGGAACAAUUUCAUGUCGUCAAGAGUUUGUUCAAGCCUUACCAGGGCGACUUGUUCGGCAACUCCGGCAAGGACAACACCCAAGGAAUGCUCUACCUCAGCCGGAUGGAUCCCAGCAGAGACCCCAAGAAGACUCGCGUGGACACCGCCGAGGAGCAAAGGCACAGGUCUCUCGCUCAAUACGGGGCCAAGGAAGGAGAAGAUUUCGUGGCGGAACAAGAGGCGCACCGCGCAGCAGGCGAGGAGCGGCGACGGCGGCUGGCGAUAUCCCUAGCCACUCUCUCCAAGAAGCCCGAGAAGCGGGCGAACGUGGUGGCGAACGGAGGGGUGGCCGCGCUCGCCAAGCUAUCCAGGAGCGAGGAGUCCCGAACGCGAAGUUCUUGCGCCGAGGUUUUCAACAACCUUGCGACGGAGAGGUCCCUGAGGCAGCGCAUGAUCGAGGAAGGCGCAGCGCCGGCCAUCAUCGCCCUUGCCGCCUCCUCCCACAACCGCCACCUGAGGAGCCAGUGCGUGGAGGCCCUGUGCAAGCUCGCCGUGGUGCCGGGCAGCGAGGCUCAGAUCAUCGCUGAGGGAGGCGUGUCGUGCAUUCUGGCGGUACAGCGGGCGGUGCCGUCGCUAGGAGGGUUGGCUGGAACGGUAGAGGAAGACGAGUCGUUAGAGAGGCUCCUAAUACAGCUCCUGUGCAACCUAUCGGGCUUCAAGAACAACCAACUAAAGCUAGUGGAGGAGGGCGCCAUCCGGAUCAUCUCCCGCGCGGCCGAGAGGACCGCUUCGGUGGACGUGGUCCGCCUCUGCGCCAGCACCCUCUGCAACUUCGCCGGGGAAGGGAGGGCCAGGCCCAAGAUGUCAGACAGCCGGACGGCACAGGCGCUGUUGAACCUGACGAAGCACGAAGACAUCGGCAUCCGGCGAGAGGUGGCGCACACGAUAGCGAGGCUGGCGGCCGACGCGAGCUGCAGAGAGAAAAUCCUGCAGUACGGCAUCAUCCCGAUCCUCGUGACCAUGAGCACCGCACCCGACCUGGAUACCACCACAGGCCGAUGCAUCGCGCUGGCUUUUCGGGUGCUCUCGUCGGAUCGAAAAUUCGCCGAGAUAAUCGUCGACGGCGGAGCGGUGGAUGCCCUCAUCUCCCUCACGAGGUCCACUGAUUCCCCCUGCCGCCUAAGCUGCGCACAGUCUCUUUGCAACCUGAUACGCUUUGCUAUCCGCCUGGACUACCUGAUCGAGUGCGGGGUUGUGUCAGCCCUUGUCCGACUGGCGGAUCCCGGCGAUGAGGCCACGUCGGAGUGCUGCGCGGCCGCGCUGUACCUGUUCUUCUGCCACCCGGCGGUGCUGGCGCUGAUUGACGGGCGGGAGGUCAUCCGCGCGCUGAUGGACCUCUGUCGAGUGGGCACGACGAGCGUCAGAAAGCGUUGCGUGGCGGCGAUCUGGAACAUGACCAAUGUGGAGCAGGUGGCGCACAGUGGUGGCAGCGCCGCGGAGAGCAUCCCGAUGCUUUUGGGGCUACUGCAGACGGAGUCGGACAAAGCGCUCCAGGCAGACUGCGCCGCGGCUUUGUACAAUCUCGCCAGAAACCAGGAGAACUGCCAGGCGAUGAUCGUGUCCGGGGCGGUGCCGCCUGUCAUCGUAUUGGCGAAGUCCGGGUCGUUUGAGACCAAGACGCAGUGCAUGUCGAUCCUGCAGCGCAUGCUGCUUGGGAGGACCAUGCCUGAAGAGAUCAUGACCAAGUCCUUCGUGAGGACACUCCUAGACAUGUCUAAGAUGGAGCACCGGGACACGCAACAGCGCGUGGUGAUCGCCGUGUACCGCAUCUCCUGUUGCGAAAGAGGCCGAGAGCUCCUGCUUGAGGAAGGGGCGCCAGAGUCUCUGAUUCGUCUCAUCAGCAAGCCGAACGAAGAGAUGCGAAAGGGCUGUGCAAACACUCUCCUCAACUUAGCCUACGACCACGGGCGCGAGAUUGAGAUCACCAAGUGCGGCGCCGUGUCGGUGCUGCUAAUCACGGCACUCGUGGCUUCCGAUAGCGACGAGACGAGGCACGCCUGCACGAAGGCCUUGACGAACCUGCUGUGUGAGAAGCAGGCGCACCGUGGGAUGUUCAAGGACGGCGUGGUGUGGGGGUUGGCGGCUAUGAGCAGGUCGAACGACGUUACCAUCGCGAAGUUGUGCUCAGUGGCGCUGUGCAACCUGAGCUGCGAGUACUGGAAGGAGAUUGCCAUGUCCAACUGCAUGCAGGCCGUGUACGGUUUAGCGCGCUCGUCCGACGAGGCUGUGAUGUCUGCGGGGAUGAAGGCGCUACACAACGUGCUGUUGCGCGCGCAGCACCUGGAGGGGGUCGGCCACAUCUUCUCCGGCACGGUACCCAUCGCACGCCGGGCUUUGAUGCACAAGUCCAAGGAGAUCCGCCUGGUGGGCGUGAGGCUCACGAACCUGGUUUCCACGGCCUUGGUGGCAAGGCAGACGGCGAUGCUCUACAGAAUUGUAGAACGCGUUAACGUUGGCGACUUCGACAGCGACGAGCCCCUGAGCUAUUCCUUCUGUUGCGCGCUCGAACGGUUUGCGCUCGACCCGGCCACCCGCUCCUCCGUGCUCCAUUCGGGCUGCAUCGACAACUUCACCGCGCUGUGUGCCAUGAGCGGUCGCAUCAUGUCUCGGCUGGCGCAGUUCAUGUACAGCGUGUCCUGCUCCCCGGAACUCGUGCCGAGCCUGGUGCUAGAGCACGACGGCAUGAAGGUCAUAGCCGCCGUGCUUGAGCCGGUUGUCCAAGAGGAGGAGGACGGAUCGGUCGAGGGACGACAGGGCGGUGGAGCGGGGAGCGGGGGCGGCGAGGACCGAAAGGAAUCACUCGACGGGGCAAAAGAGACGUGCGCCGCGCUGCUCUUCAAUAUGUCGACCCAGGAUGAGGUUAAGACAGAACUGGUCCUGAAGGGGGGAAUCCGGCUGGCUUUUGCCCUGUGGGAGGGGGCUAGCCCGGAAGCCCGGCGCAGCUGCUCUCUCGUUGCGUGUAACCUCGCCGUGGGGAAAGUCAAUACCGCCAAGAUGGUUCGACAUGGCGCCGGGCAGCUGCUGGUGGAGCUGGUGAAGAACACCGAUCCGCUCAACGAUGCAGGAGGAAACCACGUCCAGCUGGCUGAAGAGGGGGUGAUCCCCGCUUUGAUCGACCUCGCCAAGACGGAUUGCCCCGUCGUGAGACGGAACUGCGCCUCCGCAAUGAGGAGCAUGACGUGCAAGGCGGAAGUUAGGCAGCUGCUCGUGGCCAGCGGCGCCAUCAAGGUCAUCCUCGACGACGCCACGAAUCAGGACGCCGACGAAAGCCUGACGAUCGACAACGAGCUUCUUUGUGAGAUCGAGGCCGAGUCUUGGGUCAACGGAACUAGAGGAAUAUUGGUAGAGUCGAGGGCACCCGUGUUACCCAUGCUGGAGCAGAACUGUUCGCUGCUCCCGGCGCCCGCCGACAGCCGUACCCAGAAAGCGGCAAGGGUGGCCGCGGCCGCCGCAAUAGAGAAGGAGGCGGGAGACGCGCUGUACAGCAUGCCUUGGCAGAAGCUUCAGGCUCUUGACGUCGACCUCCGAGAGCCGGACAUGGAGGUGUCCACCAAGCAAGACGACGCGAAACGUUACGACGAUCCUGGAAUAAACGCCGCGCUCGCCGGAGACACCGACGCCGAUGGGCCCCGGGGACUGCCAUCAUCGACGUCGGCGAGCUGCGGCAAGGUGGAGCCAAAGGAAGCCUCCCAAGCAAGCAGAACGAUGCUGGGGCACCCCGACGAUACCGACGAAGAAGACAGCUCCCUCCGCGGGAGUGCGGGGAGCUCCAGCAGCAUCAACGGGACAAAUUGCAACAACAACAACAACAACAACCGCGAUGACAGCAGCAACACUGCAUUCGACAACGAAGAGGGUCACACAGAUUCGACCAGCCACAGCAGCUGCGGUGGAAAGGUUAAUCCUCUGAUGAGCCUCGGUUCCACGCCAGAAGAAGACGAGGACGACACUUCUAGCGAUAGUGACGGCGGCAGAAACGACAACUCCACGGCCGACGGGAGUGGGAGUAGCUGGACAACAGCGACAAAGUCUCGGCGGCAUCGCCAGCAGCGUAGUUCUUCGGUGUCGGAGGCGACAAGCACCUCUUCGGAAUCGGACGGUGGCCUCAGCAACGAGCAAGCUUCCUGGCGACGAGGGAAACGCCGUGGUGGCGUGCAGAUGUUUGGGAGACAGCAUCAACCGCCGGCCGGCAUUGACGGAAUGCCCGACCCUUCGGUCGUCGAUUGGGAAGUGGCGGUCGUGAGGGCUUCGGCGAACGCGGACGAAAUGGUCGAAAGGUACAUUCAGACGCGGAAAGAGAUCCACCCUGCACGAAGGGGGUCCGUCAACAUCUCCUCCAUUGGCUCGCCGCGCCGUAGUUCAGUCCUUCAGCCAACCGGCGGUGGCAUCAACAGCAACGCCAUGGCGCUCACCGCGUCACGCCGCAGCAGCCUGUUCCCAGCUGCGGCCUCACGUCGCGGAUCCGUUCAGGCGGCUGGCAACCGGCGGGCGUCGGGCGUGCUGUUUCGGCCCCAACACCAGGCGACGCAGGGCGGAACAGGCAACCCCGUCGGCAAUGCUGCUGGGCGGCAGGCGAGGCGGGUGUCUGUUUCGCACCCCACCAUCGCCGCAGGCGGUGCUGGGCGGCGAGCCUCUAGGGCUGGAGGAAGCAUCACCACGACCAACACCACCAGCACCAGUAAGAGCGUCACCAGCCUAGCUUCGGUGGGAGAAGGCGGCACUUGCUCAGAGUUGGAAAUAGGAGUACUGUCCCACUCUGAUGACACGACGUCGCUCACGAUGGCCGACACAACUCAAAGCUCUGGCAAAGAGGGGAUGUUACCCCUGAGCUCGACAGAACACACUGGCAACGAUUCAGGAGGUGCCGCGGGGCCACUGGAGACGGUUAUAGUGGAGGCAGCAAGGGGUGGGAUUAGGUCGUUUAUGCCCAUAAGAGGGGGUACGUUUGACGCCGAGGCCGGGCGCUUCCCGCUUUAG
Messenger RNA from Ectocarpus siliculosus, 5238 nucleotides. The record is from the annotation of a GenBank genome assembly. Lineage: Eukaryota; Phaeophyceae; Ectocarpales; Ectocarpaceae.